Messenger RNA from Plenodomus lingam JN3, 228 nucleotides. Lineage: Eukaryota; Fungi; Ascomycota; Dothideomycetes; Pleosporales; Leptosphaeriaceae. The record is from RefSeq and is a predicted model, not a curated record.
AUGGUUUAUACCCUGGUUUCAUAUAGAGAGGAGCGCCGAUUACGAAAGCCAAGUUGGUGUUGGCUUGGUUUUGUCUUCGACAGACAUCAAGGAGGAGGAUUGAUGGUUGACCAGAAGGAAACUGAAGGAAAUGCGUCAACAGGUAGAGAAGAUCGCAGUGUAGCGAUGCUGAAGGCGGAAGCAGUCUACAUGGAGUAUGCUGACCUAAGGAGAUAUGCCUGGCUAUGA